Molecule: messenger RNA, 2064 nt
Organism: Miniopterus natalensis
Lineage: Eukaryota; Metazoa; Chordata; Mammalia; Chiroptera; Miniopteridae
Gene: GLYCTK
Product: glycerate kinase
Biological process (GO): protein phosphorylation
Cellular component (GO): cytoplasm
Molecular function (GO): glycerate kinase activity
Source: RefSeq, a predicted model, not a curated record
CUGUGGCAGAGCUGGAAUCUGAUUCCCAGCCUACUUCUCCUGCUCUGUCCACACUUGUUGCUACAGUCAACUGGCAGCAUUUAUGGUGGCUAUGGGUGCCAGGUGGACCUGAAAGCAGUGGGGCAUGGCUGUAGCCCUGCAGGUUUUGCCUCGCUUGGCCCGACCCCCAUUACGCCCACUCCUCUGGAGGGGCCCAGGGGCACGACUGGCCAGUGGCAUGGCCUUGGCAGAGCAUGCUAGGAAGCUGUUCGAGUACACUGUUAGUUCAGUGCUGCCGGGCCCCAUGAUGCACCGAGCACUGUCCUUGGACCCUGGCAGCGGGCAGCUGAAGGUGCGGGAUCGGAGCUUUCAACUGCGGCAGAAUCUCUACCUGGUGGGCUUCGGCAAAGCUGUGCUGGGCAUGGCAGCUGCAGCUGAGGAGCUACUGGGCCAGCAUCUGGUGCAGGGAGUGAUCAGCGUUCCCAAGGGGAUCCGUGCUGCCAUAGAGUGCAGUGGCAAGCAGGAGAUGCUACUGAAGCCACACAGCCGUGUCCAGGUAUUCGAGGGUGCAGAGGACAACCUGCCAGACCGUGAUGCACUGCGGGCUGCAUUAGCCAUACGGCAGCUGGCCGAAGGACUGACAGCUGACGACCUGCUGCUUGUGCUCAUCUCAGGUGGGGGCUCGGCGCUGCUGCCCGCCCCCAUCCCACCCGUCACCCUGGAGGAGAAGCAGACACUCACCAAGCUGCUGGCGGCCCGGGGAGCCACCAUCCAGGAGCUGAACACCAUCCGGAAGGCCCUGUCCCAGCUCAAGGGCGGGGGACUGGCUCAGGCUGCCUACCCUGCCCAGGUGGUAAGCCUGAUUCUGUCAGACGUGGUGGGAGACCCUGUGGAGGUGAUUGCCAGCGGCCCCACUGUGGCCAGUGUCCACAACGUGCAAGAUUGCCUGCACAUCCUUAAUCACUAUGGCCUCCGCGCUGCCCUGCCACGCUCUGUGAAAACCGUACUGGCCCGGGCCGACUCUGACCCUCGUGGGCCACACACCUGUGGUCACGUCCUCAACGUGAUCAUUGGCUCCAAUGCGCUCGCACUGGCUGAGGCCCAGCAGCAGGCUGAGGCGCUGGGAUACCGGGCUGUGGUGCUGAGCGCAGCCAUGCAGGGCGACGUGAAAAGUGUGGCCAAGUUCUACGGGCUGCUGGCCCGAGUGGCUGGAGCCCACCUCGCUCUGCCCGGCGCUGGAACCUCCGUGGAAGAUGAUGAACAACUCCGUGAGCAGGCGGCUGCACUCCAGCUCCCAGACCUGCAGCUGAAGGAGGCUCUGGAGGUCGUGUCGGGGGCUAGGGGCCCCGUGUGCCUGCUGGCUGGUGGCGAGCCCACAGUGCAGUUGCAGGGCUCGGGCAAGGGGGGCCGGAACCAGGAACUGGCCCUGCGUGUUGGGGUAGAGCUGGGACAACGGCCACUGGGGCCCAUUGAUGUGCUGUUUUUGAGUGGUGGCACUGAUGGGAAGGAUGGGCCCACAGAGGCAGCCGGGGCCUGGGUUAUGCCUGAGCUUACCAGCCAGGCCACCGCUGAGGGCCUGGAUGUGGCCACCUUCCUGGCCCACAAUAACUCACAUACCUUCUUCCACCGCUUCCAGGGUGGGGCCCAACUGCUGUACACAGGGAUGACAGGCACCAAUGUCAUGGACGUCCACUUCCUAUUCCUGCAGCCGCGGUGAUGACAUAGGUCAUGUUUUGGGAGUCUAGAGAAAGCCUAGAGGGCAGAGUCCUGGGGCAGACCAGGGUUGGUCCCCAGGGCCUCACCAGCCUUAGGGCCCCUUCUCUCCUUGGCUCUGUCUGCAUGGUUGGCCCUUACAUCUUCCACCCAGGGCUCCUGCUUCACGUCCAUUUCUCCAACCAGAGUGGAAGGAUGGCGGCUCUCUCCCACCCUUACUUUCAGCCAUGGCAGCAGGUACCCGAGACCAGGACAAGUCUUGGCCAGUUCACUGUUCCUGGAAUUCCCUAGAUAGCCCACUGCUGAGCACCCAAGCCUGUUUUCUCUGCAGGAGAAACAAGGACUGAAAAUAAAAAAGACCACUCUGUGGGA